Messenger RNA from Ogataea angusta, 459 nucleotides. RefSeq lists its product as uncharacterized. The transcript has a single exon. Gene Ontology annotation, biological process: translational termination. Gene Ontology annotation, molecular function: translation release factor activity. NCBI's taxonomy places the organism in Eukaryota, Fungi, Ascomycota, Pichiomycetes, Pichiales, Pichiaceae. The record is from RefSeq and is a predicted model, not a curated record. Gene Ontology annotation, cellular component: mitochondrion. Bases 1 to 459 code for a protein of 152 amino acids.
AUGUUCAGACCAUUCUGUCAGUGUGUCCAGGCCGCGCGGCAGCUGGCGACGAAAAUACCUCGAGCGAACAAGCUGCCGCCGCGGCCAAAGCUCAGCGAGGACGAGAUUGCAGAGAAAUUCAUAAAGGGCGGUUCCGGCAAGGGCGGCCAAAAAAUCAACAAGACCAACUCCAAAGUGCAACUAACACACAUUCCCACGGGGUUGGUGGUCACGUCUCAGGCCACGCGGUCGCGCGAGCAGAACCGUAAAAUUGCGCGCGAGCUGCUGGCAGCCAAAAUCGACGAAAUGCGCAACGGCGAGAACAGUCGGGCUGCAAUUGUGGCUCUGCGCAAGAAGAUGGUGAAAGAGCGGGCCAAAAGGAAGACCAAGUCUAAAUAUAAACAACUGGAUUCUAAAUCUGACGACGCUGACCAAUGGGACGCGGUCGUCGACCUAGACGAGGACGAACGGAAAGUAUAA